Heterocephalus glaber (naked mole-rat) is the source of this 2939-nucleotide messenger RNA. It is a transcript of the gene Snap29, whose product is annotated as synaptosome associated protein 29. The record is from RefSeq and is a predicted model, not a curated record. Lineage: Eukaryota; Metazoa; Chordata; Mammalia; Rodentia; Bathyergidae. Gene Ontology annotation, molecular function: syntaxin binding; SNAP receptor activity. Gene Ontology annotation, biological process: synaptic vesicle priming; synaptic vesicle fusion to presynaptic active zone membrane; exocytosis. Gene Ontology annotation, cellular component: SNARE complex; plasma membrane.
GCCAUCUACUAUGGUUGGCCCCAGAGGCGGGGCUGUGACGUAAUAAGCGCGGAAGGAGUCUCUCGGAGCUCCAGAGUAGGCAAACGGGGUGUGGCACUGGCGGUUGGGGCGACUGAUCUCUGUCCUGGUUUUCUGACCCUGACUGCCGCCAGCGACAUGUCUGCAUAUCCAAGAAGCUACAACCCUUUCGACGACGAUGCGGAGGACGAAGAUACACGGCCAGCACCGUGGAAAGACGCCCGUGAUCCCCCCGACGGGCCCGCCACCUACGCAGACAGACAGCAAUACCUGCGGCAGGAGGUGCUGCGCAGGGCCGAGGCCACGGCCGCCAGCACCAGCCGGUCUCUGUCCCUCAUGUACGAGUCCGAGAAGGUCGGGGUCGCCUCUUCUGAGGAAUUGGUCCGACAGCGAGGAGUCCUGGAACGCACAGAGAAGAUGGUAGACAAGAUGGAUCAAGACUUGAAGACCAGCCAGAGGCACAUCAACAGCAUUAAGAGUGUGUUUGGUGGGUUUGUCAAUUACUUCAAAUCCAAACCAGCAGAGACAUCAGCUGAACAGAAUGGCGUGCUUGCUCCCCAAUCCAACAGCAGAUUGAAAGAAGCCAUAAGUACAAGUAAAGAACAGGAGGAAAAGUACCAGGCCAACCACCCAAACCUCAGAAAGUUGGAUGAUGUAGACUCUCAAACUGGCUCUGCUGUGAAUACUGAGGCUUACUCAAAAAACCCACACCUUCAAGCCUAUCACCAGAAGAUUGACAGCAACCUAGGUAAGACUGACAGAUGAACUGUCCCUGGGACUGGGCCGUCUGAAGGACAUAGCUCUGGGGAUGCAGACAGAAAUUGAGGAGCAAGAUGACAUUCUUGACCGGCUGACAACCAAAGUGGACAAGUUAGAUAUCAAUAUAAAAAGCACAGAAAAAAAAGUUCAACAACUCUAAAGAUAGAAGAGUUCUACUCUAUUAUGAUGACAAUAUUUGAAAGAUCUCUUUUUAAACUCCCAAGAAAUUUCAUAUAUUAUUUUAAUGUGUGUUUGCAAAUGUUAUAACAGAGUAGGUCUUAAGAGAUUUUUGUUGUGAUGAAGAAAUGUGUGUCCUCUUUGUCUUAGGGCUGACACCUCCCUAAGUUCUUUCAGCAGAAUGCUGAGAGUUUUGCUCUGAACACCGUAGCCCAGCCCUGAAUAUCUUAGGCCUUUGACUCUCAUACUGCUAUAAGAUGAAAAAGUUACAUUUUCAUGAGUGUAUGCAAAGAUACAAGUAGACUUUCAGUCUUGCAUCCACCACCCUUCAUUUCCCUAUUGGCUGUAUUUUAUUCCUAGGCCUUGUGAGUUCAAUGUUAUGGGACCCUGAGGGGGGUCCCCACCCCUAUUUUUGUACAGAAGACCUCAUACACCUACACAAAUGCACACACACUAAGCACAUUGUGUUUCUCUCCUCUCCCUGGAAAAGGAUCAGUGUUAGAUCUGAAGUGGAGUAUAGCAUUCUUUGCUCUUUUGUUGACAGAUGUCACCUCCUGCCUUCCUGCCCUUUGUCAACGGCAUGCAUUUUAGUAGGAGGGCUUCAGAGUAAUACCUGGAAAUGAACAAGGAAUUGGGCAAGCCCUUCCUCCCCACAUGCCUUCUUCUCAUGUUCUUCAUCUGUGGUUGGGAACAGAUUCUCCACUGACUCAAGGCCACCUGGCUGACAACAGGACACCAUGUGGAGAUUUUGGGAAUGAGAGUAUUACAUAGAUGUGGACAAGCAGUGUACUUCCUCCACUAAGCUUUACACCCUACCACAGUAUGGCAGUGUUUAUUGCGUUCUGGGGCCUCCUGCGCUGUCAGGACUCCCACUCACUCUUGUACUUCUUAAGUGUGACAUUUAAAUCAUCGCUUGGUUCCCGGCUACCCAGUUUUAGGACUGGAACUUCACAAAUGAUGCUGACCUUAUAUGAAAGAUUUGGCUAAAGAAAAAAAGGCUCAGAUACAAUUUUAACUAGCUCAGCUUGUUCUCUCUUUUCAUAUUAUAAAAGGAAUCAUCUGUAAGUAUUCAUGCAAUUGAUUUCUAGAAUAAAAUUAAGUUUGUUACCUCCGUCAGAAUCAUUGAGCCACAAGGCCCUUGUCUUUUUUUUUUUUUUUUUGGUACCAGAGAUCGAACUCGGGCCCUUGCGCUUGCGAGGCAGGUGCCAGAACCACUGAACUAAAUCCCCAGCCCUGCCCUUGUCUUUUUAAAAAAUAAUUUAAGAUAUUUUGAAGAUGGUGCAAGGAACUGAUUUUAGCCGGGCGUGGUAGUGCAGGCUUAUAAUCUCAGAACUUGGAAGGCUGAGGCAAGAGGAUCGCUGUGAGUUCGAGGCCAGCCUGAACUACAUGGACCCUGUCUCAAAAAAAACCCCAGAUUUCUGUUUCCACAGUUUAGUUGGAAACAAACUGUGCCUUCAAAUAAGUAACUUUUUCUAACUUUAGGUCAAUUAUAUACUAAGUGUGCUAUUAACAAAAAAUAAAAAAUUCUCUUUUAGAGGAAAAUAUUUAUAAAAUCUAGCAUUUUAUAAUUUAACAGCAGUGGAAUGACCUCAUUGAUGUCUUCUUUGUAUUCUGUAAGACAGGAGACCUGAACUUAAGUGGUGAGAAAAAAGUACAGCACUACAUUUUCUUUCUCUUAAUUUGUUUUUGUGAAUAUAUGAUUUUAAAUUAUACUACACCAGUUUAGUAAAAAUCAGCUUUGCCUAUACAAACCUUUUCUGCAAAAUUUUUUAAGCGACCAUUGUUGUUAAGCAUCUUCAGCUCUGAUAAAUGAAAUGUCUUGUGUAGGAAUUGAUGAGCCAGUCAUUGAAUGUGGUCAUUUUUCAGGGAAGGGGUGGAGGGCUUUUUGGUCAAUCUGUAUCAGGACAGCUUGUAUGCUCCUCCAUGUCUUCAACUCUGCAGAUGAGCAUAUUCCAUAAAAUAAAAUGUGAAGUUUUUCAAUCAAA